Messenger RNA from Chelmon rostratus (copperband butterflyfish), 4736 nucleotides. RefSeq names its product fibronectin type III domain containing 3Ba (gene fndc3ba). The transcript is spliced from 27 exons. Bases 147 to 3782 code for a protein of 1211 amino acids. The record is from RefSeq and is a predicted model, not a curated record. Gene Ontology annotation, molecular function: protein binding. Lineage: Eukaryota; Metazoa; Chordata; Actinopteri; Chaetodontiformes; Chaetodontidae.
UGGCGGAGCCUCGCAGUACGCGUCGCGCCGCGCCAACAGACAGUCAGGACGGACCCGACCCUGGGAAUAAAAAAACGCGCAGCCCCGUCUGUCUGAAGAUUAUUUUAUUGCAGCGAGGUAGGGCAGUUCAGUGAAUUUCUCCAUGAAUGUACGUCACAAUGAUGAUGACAGACCAGAUUCCACUGGACUUGGCGCCGCCCCCCCUCCUGAACGGGGAGGUCCCUCUCAUGCCUCACAUGGUUAACGGUGACGCGGCACAACAGGUGAUCCUGGUGCAGGUAAACCCGGGGGAGACGUUUACCAUCCGGGCAGAGGACGGCUCACUGCAGUGCAUCCAGGGUCCUGCUGAGGUUCCCAUGAUGUCCCCAAAUGGGUCAAUCCCCCCCAUCCACGUACCCCCAGGAUACAUCUCACAGGUGCUGGAGGAUACCACAGGGGUCCGCCGGGUGGUGGUGACCCCCCAGUCUCCGGAGUGCUACCCUCCCUCAUACUCUCCAGCCCUCUCCCCCACGCACCACCUGCCCCCUUACCUGGCUCACCCUCACUUCAUCCCCAACUCUCACUCUUUCUACCCCCCUGUCAGUCCCGGGGAGCUGCCCCCCCACCAGUACUACCAGCACCACCUUCCCCCCAUGUACGGCGAUCCAGAAAUCAUCCCAGUUUAUGGGAUGUCUAACUACAUAGGCAGAGAGGAGACGUACAGUAAGCCACAGCCCAAAAAGAUAAAGGAACAGAGACAACUAGAGCGACAGAACCGACUUAACUCCCCUCCCUCCACCCUCUAUAAGAGCCUGGGGCCAGCACACAACGGAUACAGCAACAAAUCACACGCCCCGUCGCUCGGGUCAGUGGGGUCGGGGGGCGGGCUCAGCAGUCCAGGAGGGAAGAAGCCAGAGAGACGCCUCCGCAGCAGUCCACGAAACAGUGAACCAGAGACACACACACAAGAUCAUGAUUCAGAGGGGAAGCGUGUACAAGACAUGCUGUCUGCAAUCGACAAACCACAGGUGUCCAAUGUGCAGGCGCGGGCCGCACGGCUGUCCUGGGCCCCCCCGGCAGGGCUGGUGAACAGGCAUAGUAACGGGAUGCCCGUGUCCUGCUCCUUUGAGGUGUCUCUCUCAGAUAAAGGACGAGACGGAAAGUAUCGCCUUAUAUACAGCGGUGAAGAAUUGGAGUACCAUCUGAAAGACCUAAGGCCAGCAACAGACUACCACGUACGGGUGUCUGCGAUGUACAACUCGGUUCGAGGCUCGUGUUCAGAGGCCGGCUCGUUCACCACACACUGCAGCAUCCCCGACGUCCCGCUAUCCCCGAAACUCUCCCACCGCACCAAGACCACCCUCACCCUACAGUGGAAGCCUCCGGGUGACAACGGAUCCAAAAUCACAAACUACCUGCUCGAGUGGGAUGAGGGAAAGAAGAACAGUGUUUUCAGAGAAUGUUACUUUGGGAGCCAGAGACACUGUAAGCUGACACGACUCUACCCCGCCUGUGGCUACACGUUCAGAGUGGCUGCGCACAACGACAUUGGCACAAGCGGCUUCAGCACAGAGGUGGUGUUUUACACCAUGGGCACCCUGCCUGCUCUGCCUCUGGCACCGCGGCUGGUCAGGGCGGGGGUGUCCUGGGUGACCCUGGAGUGGGGGCGUCCAGAGGGCAGUCCGAGCGAGGAGCAGCUCAAAUACACACUUGAGAUCCAGGAGGACAACAGCGGAACAGACUUUCAUCCAAAGUACACUGGAGAAAACUUGACCUGUACUGUACAAGGCCUGAAGAGGAGUACACAGUAUAAAUUCAGGCUCAUAGCAUCAAACACAGAGGGAAAGAGCAGUCCCAGUGAAGUGUUGGUGUGCACCACCAAUCCAGACAAACCCGGCCCUCCGUCUACACCCUGUGUCACCGCGGCGAAGCCCUACGGAUUUAACGUCACAUGGGAUCCCCCCCAGGACAACGGGGGCUCGGAGGCUCUUACGUACCUGCUAGAGAUCUCAGAGGGAUGCUCCGAAGCGAGCCAGUGGGAGGUAGCAUACAGUGGUCCAGCAACAGAAUGUGUGUGUGAGCGCCUGACACCUGGGACCUUCUACCGCCUACGUGUGUGCAGCAUCACCACCGGAGGACACAGCCCUUGCACUGUUAGUGUUCCGGUCCGUACAUUAAGCGUCCCACCAGGGCCCUGCCAGCCGCCAAGGAUUGUGGGUAAAGCCAAACACAAGGAAGUGCAGUUAGAAUGGGACGCCCCUGUAUCUGAGGGCGUAUGCGAGGAGUGUGUGUUCAGUCUGGAGAUGAGUGAGGGGGACACCAAGCCUGCAGAGGUCUACCAUGGGUCAGAGCUGCAGUGCACUGUUGGCAGUCUGCUCCCCGGCGCCACAUACAGCUUCCGACUGCGGGCCGCCAAUGAGGCUGGGUUUGGCGCGUACUCCGAGCCGACAGAGGUGACGACUGCAGCGGGUCCUCCUGGCCAGUGCGGGGCGCCACUCAUCACUCUCACCAGUAACACCUGUGUAACGCUCAACUGGGAGAGUCCCGAGGGUUCGGGUACAGACAUCUCUGAGUAUCGUUUGGAGUGGGCAAGGGAAGAGGAGCCCAUGGAGCUCAUCUACUGCGGAUCUGCCACACAGUGUGAACUGUCAGACUUGACGCCUGCUACAGAUUUCUGCUGCAGGCUACAGGCGGUGAAUCAGGCAGGUGCUGGUCCGUACAGCGAGCAGGUGAGCUUCCGGACCCCGGCGACAAAUCCCGACCCGGUCUCCUCUCUCCUCCUCCUGGACCUCCCAGCCUCCUCGGAGUCAGGUCACUCCCCGUCUACCUGCCUGUACCUGAAGUGGGACGAGCCGAACAGCAACGGUGCGGAGAUCACCUCCUACGUCAUCACCCUGGACGACCAAACCAUCACUGUGGAAUCGGGGACAAGUCACCUUGUCACAGACCUGCAGCCAGACAGUGAAUACAGUGUACAAAUCCAGGCAGUGAACGCCAUUGGCUCCAGUCCCCUGAGUCCACCCCUGCUGGCGAGGACACGCCCCCUCCCUCCGGCCCCGCCCCCUCUCGAAUGCUCGGCGGCGGGCCCCCAGAGCCUGAAGCUGAAGUGGGGCGAAAAUGCCAGCAACACGCACACUCGCGCCCUGCUAGUCGAUGAGAUGGUCUACACACUACAGAUGGAGGACAAGAACCACAGGUUUGUGACGAUCUACCGCGGCCCCAGCCACACCUACAAGGUCCAGCGAUUGACAGAGUCGAGCAGCUACAGCUUCAGAAUACAGGCCAUCAGUGAUGCUGGGGAGGGUCCUUUCUCUGACACACACACCUUCUGCACCACCAAGUCCGUACCCCCAGCCCUCAAAGCGCCCAGAGUGCACCAGCUGGAGGGGAACAUGUGUGAGAUCACAUGGGAGACCAUCCCACCAAUGAGGGGCGAUCCUGUGAGCUACGUGUUGCAGGUGCUGGUGGGACGCGAGUCAGAAUACAAACAGGUUUUUAAGGGAGAGGAGGGCGUGUUCCAAAUCUCUGGUCUCCAGGGCAACACAGACUAUCGUUUCCGCGUGGGCGCCUGCCGCCGUUGCCAGGAUACGUGCCAGGAACUGUGCGGACCACUGAGCCCCUCCUCCUUGUUCACGCUGCGUCGCCAGGAGACGGCGUCGUCGGGAGAGCUGUGCGCCGUGGACACGGGGAAAGGGGCCGGCCUGAUCUCCAGCGACGAGCGCUUCGCUGCGCUCAUCGUGUGCGUGUUCGCAGGCUUCUCCAUCCUCAUCGCCUGCUUGCUACAGUACUUCUUCAUGAAGUGAGGGAAUUUUAACUAUAGGAUAGAAAGAGAAAGCAAAAAUCACAGAGUCUAUGAAAGAACCGAAUGAAAUCAAAACAAACACUUGAGAUAUACUUCUAAGGCUAUGUAUGUAUGUUUUAUUUUUUUGUUGUUUUUUUUUUAGUCAAAGUAUCAAUUCUGGCUUUCCUCACCUUGGUCCUGUUGUCUUCUGCCUUCACUCAGUUUGGUCAAAUUUCUCUCUAUAUCUCUGUUGUCUUUGUAUCAUUGUCUGUCUCAUUUGUUAAGGAUUUCUGUCGAGGGAAGCCUUGUCUUAGCUGUACCUCGGUUGGGAAAAGUAAACUGAUAAUCAAGCCUUAAAAUAGCUGUGAGCAAAGCAGUUGCUCCUCAGACUGACUUGCAUGUUUUUAUUUUGUAUCUUUUUAAAACAUAUUCGAUUAGAGAACGUGUAUAUUUCUUGACGGUCAUUGCCUUACUUUUUUGUUUGUUUGUUUUUCAAUGUGUAAUUUGCUUAUUUUUUUUUGUUGCAGUCUUUAUUCAUUUCAGCCAUAUUCCAAUGUAGGCCUUCAAAGCUUUAGCCGUUCAUACCUUAUUAUUCAGUUUGUUACUACUCUACAGGCUGUCGGUCAGUUCAUGCAAUCUGCGCCUGCUCUCACACACACCGACUGACAAAGACACAACGCACGCUCACACGUGCAAAUUUACACGUGCGUACAUGCGCACACAUACAAAUACACUUAUGCAGUGACAGUGAGAAACACACAUUUCCUCCAAUCACAUAUCUGCUCAGCUUUUAACAUUCAAUCACUCACUCAUUCAGCUACCAAAGUGAUGCAAUUCAUGUGUGGUGUAAGAUGCUGCUAUCCUGUGAUUUUAUUAUAUCUGAGAAAGAAUGGAAAACCAGUAAUCUAAUAUAUAUACACACUAUAUAUAUAUAUAUAUAUAUAUAUAUAUAUAUAUAUAUAUAUAUAUAUAUGUA